GGUAUGUGUGCAAUGAACAUCGUGUCUUGCUUCUCGUCCUGCUUUGACUCGACUUAUUCACACUGACCUGGGUAGAGGGUAGAAAGCUUCAUCUGAGAUCGGACGACUGCUUUCAGUUACUCUCGGUGCUAUAACUAUAUCGUUGGCCUCGCAGAUCCUAGACAUCUUCACCCCGACCUUUGUUCCUGUUCGUAAACCACAUCUGGAACUAUGGCUCCUACCGCGACCACCGAAGUCCUCUCCGCAUCUACCAAUGGGAACGGCACCACCGCAUCUUCUGGCAAGGACUUGAAAGCGGCGCUCAUCUCCUCUCGUCCGUCCGCGAUCUUGCACCGUACCCCGUGGAGGCCACCCGUUGCCGUGAGCGCGGAGGGGAUCUAUGUGACGUUGGAGGAUGGACAGACAGUGAUUGAUGCAGUGGGUGGGGCUGCGGUUGCGUGUAUCGGAAAUGGACAUCCGAAGGUCGUGCAGGCCAUUAAAGAUCAGGCAGAUAAAGUCAGCUAUGUGUACAAUAUGCAGCUUUCGAACGGGCCUGCGGAGAGGCUGGCGCAGAACUUGAUAGAGUCGAGCAAGGGUGCCUUCGACCUUUGUGGAUUCGUUUCCGGAGGAUCGGAGGCCAUGGAAGCCGUGAUCAAGCUCUCGAAACAGUACUACUUCGAGCAAAAGCAACCCCAGCGUGUCAACUUCAUCUCCCGUAACUUAUCCUACCACGGAAACACCGUCGGGACGCUCGCACUCUCGGGCCACCCUACCCGUCGUACUCCGUACGAGUCUAUCCUCAAUCACGAACAGUUCCAUCAUGUGAGUCCGGCGUAUGCGAAGAGGUUCAUGAAGGAGGGAGAGAGCGAGGAGGAGUACGUUGAGAGGCUGAGGAAGGAGUUGGAAGAUAAGUUUGAGGAGUUGGGGCCGGAUACUGUUAUCGGAUUCAUCGCAGAAACUGUAGUCGGUGCUACGACAGGUGCCGUCCCUCCUCCGAAGGGCUACUUCAAGGCUAUGAAGUCCGUCUGCCGGAAGUACGGCGCUCUUUUCAUUCUGGACGAGGUCAUGAGCGGGAUGGGACGUUGUGGGACGUUGCACGCUUGGGAGACCUUCGACGGUGAAGCCCCGGAUGUUCAGGCUGUGGCGAAGGGUUUGGGUGGAGGGUAUGCGUCGAUUGGAGCUGUGCUCAUGUCGAAGGAGGUGGCGAAUGGGAUUCGUGAUAGUGCCGGAUUCUGGAAACACGGCCACACGUAUCAGGCUCACCCGAUCUCCUGCGCUGCCUCCCUCGCCGUCCAAGACGUUAUCGCCUCCGAAAACCUCCUCGAGAACUGUCGCGCCCAAGGCGAUUACCUCCACUCCCUCCUCACCGCCCGUCUCACCUCACCUAACUCCAUCGCCAAACCUUAUGUCUUCGAUGUGAGGGGCUCGGGCCUGUUGAGGGCUGUGGAGUACGAUUUCGAGAUUCCGAGUGCGGUUGAGGCGAGGAAGGUGGAUUUGAAGGGGAAGCCGUUCGCGAUGGUCGUGCAGGCUAAAUGUAUGGAGAAGGGGCUGAUGAUCAUGGGGAUGACUGGAGGUGCAAGGAUCGAUAACACUAAGGGUGAUACCUCGAUCUUCGCGCCUGCGUAUAACGUGACGAAGGAGGAAGUGGACAAGAUUGUGGAUUUGUAUGUUGCGGCUGUGGAGGAGGUGUUGACCGCGGCUUUUGUUUGAUUCGAGUCUCUCUGGUGUACACGGAUAGCUGCUUGGUCUAGAAGAAGCUAACUCAUUGCGAAUGGGCGUAUGAAUAUUUCUACAUUGUAACCAGUAUUACUACGCAGCGCCGACUGAGAACGAGCA
Stereum hirsutum FP-91666 SS1 is the source of this 1815-nucleotide messenger RNA. Its product is annotated as PLP-dependent transferase. The transcript is spliced from 8 exons. Gene Ontology annotation, cellular component: cytosol. Gene Ontology annotation, molecular function: transaminase activity; pyridoxal phosphate binding. The coding region runs from base 211 to 1689 and encodes 492 amino acids. The record is from RefSeq and is a predicted model, not a curated record. Lineage: Eukaryota; Fungi; Basidiomycota; Agaricomycetes; Russulales; Stereaceae.